This is a messenger RNA of Marmota flaviventris (yellow-bellied marmot), 2156 nucleotides long. RefSeq names its product mitochondrial sheath formation associated (gene Misfa). The record is from RefSeq and is a predicted model, not a curated record. Lineage: Eukaryota; Metazoa; Chordata; Mammalia; Rodentia; Sciuridae.
AUGAUUGUGCUUGGCUGGAUGCUUUUUGUUGGAUUUGCAUGUUACAUGGGCACAUUUCCAGAGUUUGUGCCUCCACCUCUAAAGUGGAAACAGAAGUGGCCCAUUUGUGAGAGCAAGGCACGACGGAGGAGCCGGGCUUUGGAGGAAGAUCUGUCACUGAACGAUGUGGAAGGGAUUUAAAUAUCCCCCAGGAGGGACCCCUGUGGAAGUAAGCAAGGAUGAUCCUGGUGAAGUAAUGCAGCUCUGAAGCUCACCUGACUAGCUGUACAGUUCCUGUUGUUGGUUUCUCAUAAAGUAAUUGCACAUUAUUUUGUCAUAUUUUAUGUCCAGUUCCGCACUUUUUAAGAUGAACAAAGACGGUAUUAUUAUAACAGGAAGGUGGAGGGUAAGAAGGUGGUAGGAGAUGAUUGGGUCCCUUCCAAGGCAAUUUUGUGUCCCCUACUCAAUUUCCUUAAGGAUAGAAAUUUCUAGAGCUCUUUAGACCUAAUUUCCAAAUAAUAUCCUCCUCUUAAGUACUGUUAACCAAAAAAGGCUAGAGGAUACAGCAACUUUAAGCCUUUUCUUUGUAGGCAUUUCUCUGUAGCCUUUUUAGUUAUUACUAAGAACACAAAGUUUACCCCAUGUGGGGAAAGGAACUCAUUUUAAAAUUGAGAACAGAUACUAAAAUAUACAUAUUAGCCUUCUGAAACUGGGUGUUAACUUUGCAAUGUGGCAGAAAUUGAGAGGCUUAAAUAUCUUGCCAACACAGCUCUAGGCCGAAGUCAAGAUUAAGACCCAGGCUUUGUCCAGUACAUGCUUUUAUGUGCUAAGGCAAGUCCAAUGAGAAGGACUGGGAUUAUCUGAGGAUUUUGUUACCUAAAUGUCUAUCACCUGAAGACAAGAAGCUGCCUGAUAAUUCCUUAAAGCCAGUAUAUGUAGACAUAAAAGCUAACGGCUCAGACCUCCAUAUGGUACAGCGUAGUUUAUGAAACCGGGAUGGAACCUGAGUAUGAAACCUAUUUUAUUAAUAUAUUUAAGUGUAGGAACACUAGAAUUUUUUUGUGGUGCUGGGGAUUGACUACAGGGUCUCUCACAUGCCAGGCUAGCAUUUUACCACUGAGCUACAUCCCUAGCCCUGAACCCUAGGAUCUUUAUAAGCCCUCUGAAAGUGGUUUGAGGAUUUCAAUUAACACUCAGGAAGUGGGAACACAGGUUAGGGAUUGUAAUUCCAAUGCUCUAGAGAACUGCAUCCUUUCUAGCAAAGCAGAUCUUUUGGUUAUAUAGUCUCAAUGGUUUGGAUGUGAGAUGUCCCCAAAAGGUUCAUAUGGAAAAUGCAGGAAUGCUCAGAGGUAAAAUGAUCAGAUUAUAAGAGCUUUAACCUAAUCAGUGGCUUAAUCCACUUGAUGGUUUAAUUAAUGAGUGGAUUACUAGGUUAGGUAACUAAUAGGCAGGUAAGAUGUGGCUAGAGGAAGCAGGUCAUUGGGGUGCCUUUGGGGAUUAUAUACUUUAUAUUAUGUAUUAUAUAAGCUAAUGAGCUUGGCAACUUUUCUCUGCCCACCUUUUUGUCAUGUUAUUCUGCCUCACUCUGGUCCCAGAACAAUGGAAUCAGCUGACCAUGGACUGAGACUUAAUGAAACUGUGAGUCCAAAAUAAACUAGUCAGAUAGUUUGGUUAUAAUGACAAAAAGCUCACACAAGAUUACUUGGUACAUGUUUAGUAAACUAUUUGUAAGUGGCUCUUCACAAUGAAUGGAUUUUCCUUUUUAUGAAAAAUAAAAUGAAUCUGAAAUCCAUAAACACAACUACUAUAAUUUCUGAAUGUAUUAUUCUAGCCACUUUACAGUUCUCUUAACUUGGGUAUCUGAGAGCACAACAGGACUUAAGCUGGUAAAAGGAGAGAGAGAUCAGUAGUAGGGGCUGAAGAGACAUGAAUGUAUGACAGAGAACAAGCAGAGAAGUGUGUACAGGAGACAAACCCAAUCCCUAAAGUCUGAAAAAUCUAUGGAGAUUUUAGCUAGAAAACUGUAUAAUAUGAUAAGGAAUAACUCAAAGUUUUGAUCAAUAAAUGCAAAUCACUAAAAAUAUCAAUAAAAUAUCUUUAAUGCCUACAAUUUCUUGUAUACAUAAAUUGCAAAACAUUCACCUGUAUAUGCAAAAGUAUUUUCUCUUGCAGGUCAA